Messenger RNA from Hydractinia symbiolongicarpus, 2536 nucleotides. Its product is annotated as arginase, hepatic-like. Gene Ontology annotation, molecular function: arginase activity; manganese ion binding. The record is from RefSeq and is a predicted model, not a curated record. Gene Ontology annotation, cellular component: cytoplasm; cytosol; nucleus. NCBI's taxonomy places the organism in Eukaryota, Metazoa, Cnidaria, Hydrozoa, Anthoathecata, Hydractiniidae. The transcript is spliced from 13 exons. Bases 1154 to 2182 code for a protein of 342 amino acids.
UGCCUAAACUUUCUUUUAAUCUUCUAUCGCUGUGUUUGUUGUAAAUUUUGUUUACCUCUACGGAAAAAAUGUCUCGGAUGUUCCUAUGUAAAAAUAGUUUUAAUUUAGUAUCUUAUUAAAAAUUGUGAACAAGGAAAAAAUACCUUUUUUUAAAUGCAGUUGUGAUAAAACCCGAGCUGGGUUAGAAGUUUUAAAAACACGUUUGCCAUGUUUGUGUUUCAUUAGCCCAUUUUUAAUAUCUGCCAGUAAAUGUUUGAUACAAGGGCUUUUGUGACAAUUUCUUUCGAACUGGCUGACGAAAUAUGAAUUUAGAAAAAUCGUUGCAGUGUAGACCCUUCAAAGAAACGAUUAUGAUAGCAAAAGGAAUAGCCCCUUUUUUAUCAGUAAAAUUACACCAUCAGGGUAGCCACGACUCAUCUUUAAAAAACCUCGAUAGAAGUUGAAAAUAUCUCCUCUUUAACUCUUCUAUUUCAGUAACAUUAAUAAUAGUUUGAUAGUUUAACGUGUUAUUUUCCUUUGCUAUAUAAAGGAAUAUUCUAAUUGUUUUGCAUAGCUUAAAUUUCUGUUUGCGUCGAAUGUGUCAGUUUUUACUUAUUCUUGUAUACAUAACAAUAUCAGAGACAGGUGAGCCUACUUUUAAUCUAGAAAUUGGUGUCCAUGUAUAGUUAUUUUCUGAUAUGUCUACCAUCAGGAAUUUUUUUGUUUUGUUUAGAAAAGUAGAAAUAAUGCCUAAAUACUAUAGUGAAUUUCAGGACUCGUGACUCAUUGUUGAUGAAUUUAAAUCUUGGUUUAUAACGUUUAAUACAAGUCGCUUAGUAUUGCAAACAGAAUUAAGAAUAUAAGGCAGCAUGCUAAAGGAAAGAAACAUAUAGAAAGAUGUCCAAUUGGUAGCAAUAAAAUAAGUCUUGUUAAAAAGCCUUCUGAAGUCACUAGUCCAGCAAAACAAAAAAUAGUUUAAAAGCAUACUAAUUUGAUUAAUACAGUAUCAAGAGAUCAGACACUAAAUGCAGAGAUAAUUUGGUCAUUAAAAGUUUCAAAAUGCAAACUUUCACAAGGCUAAUCAGAAUCGAAAGAGAAUUCUUCAAUCCAAACUAAUACAGAGAAAACAGUUUUAAAGAUUUGGUCUGAUGAAAAAGGACAUCGCGUUGGCAUAAUGCUAUCGAAGUCAAAUAUUAUUCUUACGACGUGCUUUGCUGCGGUUUGCCGUCAAUCGAGACGGCAUCUUAGAGAUGUGUCGUUGGUAGGAGUUCCAUUCAGUGGAGGUCAGCCAAGAAGUGGAGUUGAGCAUGGACCAAAAGCAUUGCGAGACGCAGGAUUGGUUGAUAGAAUCGAAGCUUUAGGGAGGCAUGUUAAAGAUUUUGGUGAUAUAAAAGUGGAUGAGUAUUCUUCAGAAAACCCAGAAGUAGAAAAUUACAAAGGCUAUCCCGUAAAAAAUUCACGUAUUUGUGGAAAAGUCUCCAGACAGGUUGCUAAUAUUGUAGAAAAAGGAAGUGAAAAUGGAGAUAUAUGCGUUACAGUAGGAGGCGAUCACAGUGUUGCAACCGGCAGUGUUUUCGGUCACCAGAAAGCAAGGGGAAAUAUAUGUGUUCUGUGGAUCGAUGCACACAACGAUAUCAACACAUUUCAAACAUCACCCAGUGGAAAUUUACAUGGGAUGUGCUUAUCCUUUCUCGUAAAAGGACUUCCAUAUGCUCAAGGAAUACCUGGUUAUGAAUGGGUGGAGCCCUGCAUAACACCAUUCGACAUUGCAUAUAUUGGCUUACGAGACACUGAUCCGGGAGAAUACACGAUAACACACGAACUUGGUAUACUCACGUUUUCAAUGCACGAAGUUGAUCGAUACGGUAUUUCAACAGUUGUUGAACGAGCCAUAGAAUCGAUCAACCCGAGGUUGGACAGGCCGAUACAUUUGAGUUAUGAUAUUGACUCCUUAGAUCCUUUGGUGUCUCCUAGCACUGGAACUACAGUAUACGGUGGCUUAUCUUUGAGGGAAGGACUUUACAUUGGAGAAUACGUCAACAAAUUAGGCUUGCUUGGUGCCCUUGAUUUGGUUGAAGUGAACCCAAAGUUAAAAACUAAAGAAGAUGCACAAUUAACAGUUCAUACUGCAUUGCGUAUCACUGAAGCUUGUCUUGGCAAGCACCGUUCUGGCUAUGUCACCAAAAGAUCAUUUGAAUAUUAACUUCAUUACAAAUGUACAGGAUAGUAGUACAUUUUGAAUAAAGCUGGUUUAGAAAUACAUUUGACAGUAAUGUGUGACAAGAAAGAAAAGGGAAGAAACAGUACGUUUGAUAUGUGACACCACGAUGAAUAUGUAGUUAUACUUUAUGUACCAAGGUCGUUCCCAGGGUAUUCUACUCCGUAAUCACGGUUCAGGGGCCACAAGACACUGGGGACGAGGUUGUUUAUUCACGUCAAAACGCUUUUAUUAGCAUAAUUGAGUGACGAUGUUUAUUUGAAAAUUGUAUAUUUAGGAUUGGCAUUUAUAUUGAUGUAUAAAACAGAUUGUGUUGAUAUAUAUAUGGAAGCUUAUGCA